Molecule: messenger RNA, 829 nt
Organism: Cylas formicarius (sweet potato weevil)
Lineage: Eukaryota; Metazoa; Arthropoda; Insecta; Coleoptera; Brentidae
Gene: ND-ASHI
Product: NADH dehydrogenase [ubiquinone] 1 beta subcomplex subunit 8, mitochondrial
Exons: 3
Coding region: 245-766 (173 amino acids)
Cellular component (GO): mitochondrion
Source: RefSeq, a predicted model, not a curated record
UGAUUUUGGCCGCGUUCCGAAACUUCCUAAAAAUACUAAAACGAACUGAUCAGCUGUUACUAGAUAAGCUUAAAUUGAAAUGGGCCUUAACUACAUUCUCAACUAAUUGGUUUGCACUGUUGUUGACUGAAAAUGAUGCUUUGUUUUCUAUGAUCUAAAAUAAUUCCAUUUGUUUCUGCCAAUCAUUUUCUAUGGGUGCGUAGGGAUGUCAUUUUAAAAACUAGAUUUUUUCCUUGUUUCCCAAAUGAAUUCUGUAAAAAUUCCAUUAAAAACUGUGAAGCCCUGGCUAAAAAGGGCUCCUGUUUUAAUGACAGGAUUAAGGAACCACUGGUACCAAUAUUACAAACCAGGUCCCUAUCCUAUCACUGAGGAGAAACGAAUAAACGCGGCUAAAAAGUACGAACUACAUCCAUCGGAGUACGAGCCCUAUGUGGACGAUGGAGAAGGAUAUGGCGAUUACCCAAAGUUGCCACUUAUAUCAUAUGAGAACAAGGAUCCGUUUUAUCCUUGGGAUGUUCCAGAAUUGAAGAAAAACUUCAAAGAACCUCUUCAUGCUGAUUUCGAUUUGUUAAGGGAGGAUCGGUAUGAUAUUAAUUAUAAAAAUUUGAACUUCCCACUGUGGAUUUACUGGGCCCAGUUCUUUGGAGUGUUGGCUGGUUUUUUCUCUAUUUACUUGACGGCCGAAAGUUUUAAAAUGUUUCACCCCGUGAUUCCAAAACAAAUGCCAGCCAAGGGAAGACAACAUUAUACAUUUGAAAAAGACUAACGUAGAAAUCUGUAAAAUUGUAAUUUCACAUCAUAAGUAAAUAAAUUUUUGUUACAUUAAAAA